This is a messenger RNA of Pyrus x bretschneideri (Chinese white pear), 1117 nucleotides long. RefSeq lists its product as uncharacterized. The record is from RefSeq and is a predicted model, not a curated record. Bases 214 to 942 code for a protein of 242 amino acids. The transcript has 8 exons. Lineage: Eukaryota; Viridiplantae; Streptophyta; Magnoliopsida; Rosales; Rosaceae.
AGUAGAACAUCACAUGGUCCCGGCGGGGGUAAAACAGUCAUAUCACAUCUAAAGCUGAACUACUUAUGUUACCAAAUAGUCAACACCGAAUGGGAUCAAACGUUUUCCCAUGAACACGAGGGGUCAAGGACCCUCCGACCUCCCAUCAGCUUCCUUGUCUUCCUGUUAAACUCUCCUUGUCUGCACUCACUUCUAGAAGUGUACGUAAGCUUCAUGGAUGAUGGACUUGGAAAAUUAAAGAUCGUCCCAGAUCAUUUUAAAGCAUCCGAACCCAAUAUAGACUCUUUUCAAGACGUAGCUUCUUUUAUCUUGCGACCAAGAACUGAUAACUAUCUGAGGUCCCGUUCGUGGAGUAGGAGAAAAUUAAGAAGUGAAGCAUACAUGUUGAAAUUCUUUAGUCUGCGGGGACUGCCAUGGGGGUCUAGCACAGAUGGGGAAGAAAAGGUUGAGCUAACUGCUGUAGAACUAGAAUCACUUCGAACGGAUCUUGCUGAUUUAGAAGAGAAGGAAGCGCACUUGAAAGCUCAAUUGGAACACGUUGAUGAAAUUUUGCGAUCUGCUCGUCUCUCUGGCUAUUUGUACAUCCGAACUAGGUGGAAACCACUACCAGGAGAACCUCCCCCUCUUGAUGAUACUGACGUUGAUGACUGGCUUCCUCGCUUUGUUGUCUUGCAAGGGCCGUGCAUUUUCUUCUACUUGUUUUCCACGGAUUUGAGUCCUCAAGACUCCACCCUAUUAGCUGAUAUUGUUGAAGUAAGCCCCUUGCCCAGCUUUACACGAGACGAUGAAGGAACUCGACAUGCAUUUUGUAUCUUAACUAGUCAAGGACUGCGAUUCGAGUGCUCAAGCGCUUCUAAGGUGCAGGUGGACUCGUGGUUGUCAGCGUUACGAACGGACUGCGAAUUGGAGGGUUCAGAUGCCACAGAUCCAAAGGACUCGUGAGAUGCAAAAUUAGACAGUUUAGGAGCAGCAAGUUGUAGAUAGGUAGAAAUGUAAAACCCAUACUUACAUUAGUUCAUCUGACUCUGAUGUUAUAAAAUUGGUUCAUAUUUUCUGACGUACUUACUAUAUAAGAAUUAAUAACAGAAUCUAAUUGAAGCAGCAAUGUUAUUACUGA